Molecule: messenger RNA, 1833 nt
Organism: Crotalus tigris (Tiger rattlesnake)
Lineage: Eukaryota; Metazoa; Chordata; Lepidosauria; Squamata; Viperidae
Gene: DAZL
Product: deleted in azoospermia like
Exons: 11
Coding region: 134-1003 (289 amino acids)
Molecular function (GO): protein binding; mRNA 3'-UTR binding
Source: RefSeq, a predicted model, not a curated record
GUCGGCUUAAGAGGCGCGCAGGUCGUGUUUUCGGGGGGAAGGGUGGGGGUUUUGUGGGGUUGUUACUUUAAAACGGGGAACACCAGUCUUAGUUAUUGUUAGCGGGAAAGGCUUUGCUCUGACGUGCGGUAAGAUGUCUACUUCAAAUCAGGACUCUCAAAACACAAGUAUUCCACGGGAAGAAAGCGCUCAGUUACCUGCUACCAGCCAAGGCUAUGUUCUGCCUGAAGGGAAAAUCAUGCCAAAUACCAUUUUUGUGGGUGGAAUAGAUGUAAGGAUGGAUGAGACAGAAAUUCGGAGCUUUUUUACACGAUAUGGCACAGUUAAAGAAGUGAAAAUAAUCACUGACAGAACUGGUGUAUCUAAAGGAUAUGGAUUUGUAUCAUUUUUGGACAACGUAGAUGUACAGAAAAUAGUAGAAUCACAAAUAAACUUUCAUGGGAAGAAGCUCAAAUUGGGACCUGCAAUAAGGAAACACCCAAACUUAUGUGCCUAUCAUGUGCCACCCAGGCCAAUGCUUAUUAAUUCCCCUACACCUCAGUUCCAUAGUGGUUGGAGUAACCAGGAAACAUAUAUGCAGUCUCCAGCUGUGAUGAGUCCUGUCACGCAAUAUGUUCAGGCCUACCCUUAUGGUUCCCCAGCUUUAUUAAUUCAGCAACAAGUUCCUGUAGGAUACCAGCCAACUUAUAAUUACCAGAUUCCACCACAGUGGCCUCCUGGAGAACUAAGAAAUUAUAUCGUGCCGGCAUAUACUACAGUGAAUUAUGGUAGUGAAAUGGAUGUAGGAACUGACCAAGCAGAGUGUUCUAUGACUGACACUGCACAGUCAUGUGCAAACAGUCCACAAAAGAAAUCUGUGGAUCGCAGCAUACAGACAGUAGUAUCGUGUCUAUGUAAUCCAGAUAAUCGGUUGAGGAACAAUAUUGUAACUCAAGAGGACUAUCUUAAGGAGAAGAGAGCACAUCAUUUUAGAAGAAGCAGAGCUGUUCUUAAAACUGUUUGACUCAACAAUAUAUACAAAAAACCUGAAAUAUUCAUGUUUGUCAUUUGUAAAGAUAGAAAAACUUGCAGUUUAAUAUUGGUGACAAAACAUACUUGACAAUUAUGUAGCCCUACUGACAAAAGUUAUUUGAAGUUGGAGUUCAUUUGAAGUUUGUAUAUGAUAUGUUUCUCAAUGUUUGAAUUUAUAUGUUAUUUAUUUCUAGACAUGUUUACAUGAUUUAUCUAAUCUAGAUUUUUCUGUAUUCUAAUUCCUUACCAGAAAAUUUCAUGUUUAACAAUUGGAGUUCUUAAACUUUCUAAAUACAAGGUUGUGUUUCUAAGCUUUAAAAUACAUUUUACUGCAUGUUGACACUUGUUUCUAACAUUUUAACUUUCUCCCAGCUCACACUUAAAAUAGGAGGAUUUUUUUUUUCAAGAGAUGUUUUUAAAACUGUACUUGAAUCAGGUGAUUAAACAGACAUCCAGCUGCAUCUCAAUUACUGCCACAAAUACAUACUCAGUACAGUACAGUAUUGCCUUACAUAUCCAAUCAGUGGGGACCAUUCAUUAGCUGUGUGUGCUGCUUAAUUAUCAGUUUUGAAACUGAUAGGAAUAAAAGUGUACUCACGGAUGUAAUUAAUAGUAUUAACUAUACUUCGUGAGUUACACUUUUUUAUACUAGGCCAUCCUGGCUAAAAUAUCUUAAAAUUGUGGAAAAAAAUGAGUACUAUAUGAUCUUGUGCUUUUUAAAACGUCACCAGCUUUAAAUCAAAGAAUUUGUAAAACUGUUUAAUUAUGUAGACUUUUAGUUUUAUAUCAGUAACGUUCCACAAUAAACUCUUUUGAGGUGGA